Molecule: messenger RNA, 1254 nt
Organism: Calypte anna (Anna's hummingbird)
Lineage: Eukaryota; Metazoa; Chordata; Aves; Apodiformes; Trochilidae
Gene: OMD
Product: osteomodulin
Exons: 2
Coding region: 1-1254 (417 amino acids)
Molecular function (GO): protein binding
Source: RefSeq, a predicted model, not a curated record
AUGGGGCUUAUGAGCCAGCUAUCAAUCAUUCAUCUCCUCUGGGCUGCUAUGGUCUUUUGUCAAUAUGGAGAUUACGAUUUUGAAGAUGAAUAUGAUGAGGAGUCAGAUCAUCAACAUCCAUAUUAUUUUAAUCCAAAUACAGAAGCUGAAGUUCUUCGCUUUCCUUUUCCAGUUCAAUGUGCCAGAGAAUGCUUUUGUCCACCUGCUUUCCCAUUAUCCAUGUACUGCGACCAUCGUAAGCUGAAGACAAUACCAAAUAUCCCCAAUCAUGUCCAACAACUUUACCUGCAAAGCAAUGAUAUUGAAGCUGUGCCUGCAGGACCAUUCACAAACGUUACCUUCUUAAGGGAAAUUAACCUCAGCCACAACAAAAUUAAAUCUCAUAUGAUUGACUCUGGUGUUUUUGUCAAACUUUCAAACUUACUGCAACUUCAUUUACAACAUAAUGAAUUAGAAGAAUUUCCAUCCCCACUCCCCAGCUCUCUAGAGAGACUUCUCCUUGGUUCCAAUAAGAUUUCUCAGUUACCUGGAAAUGCACUGGAAGGAUUACCUAACAUAACCAUGCUUGACCUUUGCAGUAACUUUCUUGAUGACUCCGUACUCAAAGGAAAACCAUUUUCAAACAUGAAAAAUUUAACUCAGCUCAACUUAUGCAACAACAAAUUACAGACUAUGCCUCCUGAUCUGCCUUCCUCACUUAUGCACCUUUCUCUUGAAAAUAACUCAAUUUCUUACAUUCCAGAAAAUUAUUUCAGCAGACUUAAAAAAAUCAUUGCUCUAAGAAUGUCCCACAAUAAGCUGCAGAACAUUCCACGCAACACCUUUAGUCUACCCAACCUUCUGGAACUUAACCUUGGCCAUAACAAAUUGAAACAAGUAUUCUACAUUCCAAGAAGUUUGCAGCAUUUGUACAUUGAAGACAAUGACAUUGAAAUCAUAAACGUUACUUUGAUGUGUCCAUCUAUUGAUCCAAUGAACACCAACCAAUUAACCUAUAUACGAGUGGAUCAAAAUAAGCUUACAAUUCCAAUAAGCACAUAUGCAUUUUUUUGCUUCCCUCACAUUCGAACCAUUUAUUAUGGGGAACAAAAUGUUCACGUCAACAAGUCAACUCAGCUAAGAACAUCAGUGUUUCGACGAUUUUUAACAGCAGAAGAGUACCAUGAAGCAGAAGAUGAUCAUGAAACAAAUAACCAGGAAACAGAAGAAGAUUAUGAAGCAGAGGGCAACUACUUUCACCCUUACUUUAAGUAA